Molecule: messenger RNA, 2254 nt
Organism: Penaeus chinensis
Lineage: Eukaryota; Metazoa; Arthropoda; Malacostraca; Decapoda; Penaeidae
Exons: 12
Coding region: 295-2121 (608 amino acids)
Biological process (GO): RNA processing
Cellular component (GO): nucleolus
Molecular function (GO): RNA binding; protein binding
Source: RefSeq, a predicted model, not a curated record
AGUUCAGAUGAAGAAGGAAGUUCAGAGGAAGAAGAAAGUUCAGAUGAAGAAGAAAGUUCAAAGGAAGAAGAGUGUGAUUCAGAAGAAGAGGAGACAGAAGCUGAAGAAAAUGAAAAUGUGGAGAUUAAAGAAGGGCCCGAUGUUGAGGAAUCAGAUGGUGAAUCUUAUGGAGAGGAGGCUGUGGAGGCAGGAGAUAAUGCCACGACGGAACCAGAGGGCGUAAAGUUAGAUGUCGAAGUUGGGAAUUCCCUGAAGCUUGAGAAAGAAGAGCCAGCCUCUGUUUCGCAUCAAAAAAUGAAACCAGCGGAUAAGUUGGAAGUUAUCAUGUCAAUUUUUGACAUGGCCCUGAAAAACAUCGGGGGAAGUUUCGCCAACAGCUACAUAGAGGAGCUGUUGCCCUUGUUGUAUCAGUGCUGGGGUCUCGAUGACAUGACUAAAGUAAUAUACAAGAAGAUUAUGGAAAUUUGCUCAUCACAGAAAAAAAGCUUGUCUGCUUUGCACUUCUUCAUAUGGUAUCUUGUUGCAAAGGAGCAGUCCUGCCCCCAUAGUGAGCUGUGUAACAUUCUAAAAUAUGGCAUAACGCAGCACCCUAAAGCAGCACAUCUGCAAUUGGAACUGAUGAAGUGCAUGAUGCAAGGGUCUGAGGACGAGGAGGAAGUGCUGGAAGAUUUUGAUAAGAUUGCAAGUGAUGUGAGAGGAAAGUGUGGCCUUGAAUUAUGGGAAGAAAUGGCUAGAUAUAUUACAGACAAGGAGAAGAAAUCCACAAUAUUCACCCGUGCUUCAGACCAUAGCAAUACCACUGUUGCACAGGGCAUGAGAGUUAAGCACCUGCAGCACAUUGCAUCAGAAAUAGGACUACCUGAGGCAAGGGAACUCUACCAGAAACUGAACUGGGCUCCUCCUCUCUGCGAUAAGCUUCAUGCCACUAUGGUAGAGCUGGAGUUGUCAGAAGAGACAGUGGAUGUGAAGAAGGUCAGGGGGGUUUUCACUACAGCUAUACAACAGUUUGGGAAAAAACAUCCAGGUUUAUGGUUAGCCUACAUCCAGUUUGAGAAGCUCCACGGAGAUCCAGUACUUGUUGGUGGUCUGGUCACCAAGGCAGAAGACGAAUUGGAAGUCCACGAAGCCCAGAUUUUCAGGGAGUUGCUUAUGGUUGUACGAGAGCUUCAGGGAGAGGAGAAAGGCAAGGGCACGGGAAAUAAUACACUAAUUGAAGAAAGUGAAAUCAAAGAAAAUGGGGAGGAUGAAGAAACAGGGCCAGGACGACAGGCUCUGGUGAAGCUCUUCGACGAGGACCUCGUGUUGACCUACACCACCAAUCAGAAGAAAGAAGGUUUCUUCUCCCUCGUCUGCAGCAUGAGGAGACAAACUGAGCAAGUCAAUGAGCAGCAAGCACCGGAAGAUGGAAGCGAGUGGGAGCAAGUUCUACAGAUGCUCACUGGCCACAAAGUGGUGCUCUCCGUUCGACAGGCGAAGACUGUGCGCUCAAAAGAGGGGAAGAAGAAGAAGGACUAUCAUGACAAAACUUUAAAGUAUCGGAAAAAGUGUUUUAUGAGUGAUGAGCUGCAGGUGGGAGAAUUACAGGGGAAGGGUGAAGAUCAACUGCAGAAGGUGCUGGAGAACUCGCAGACUCUGCAGCCAGAGUUCAUGAAGCAGAAAAUGGUGGCUCCUUACCACCUUUCCAAAUAUGCAAAGAAGAAGCAGAGGAAGGCUGAGCGAGAGAAGACCAAGGGAGCUGGGUGGUUUGACAUGAAGGCUCCUGAGAUGACAGAAGAAAUACAGCGGGAUCUGGAGAUCCUUAAGAUGCGUUCUGUCCUGGAUCCAAAGAGGCAUUACAAAAAUAAUGAUAUGAAGGUUUUGCCCAAGCAUUUCCACAUUGGUACCGUUGUGGAUUCUCCUGUAGAUUUCUAUGCUUCUCGCAUUCCAAAGAAAAGCCGCAAGAGGACACUGGCAGAAGAAAUCUUGAGCAAUGAAGAAAGUCUAAGGUUCCAGAAACGGAAGUAUGAAGAAAUAAUGGUAGGCAAGCAGAAGCAACGAAAGCGCCCCUACACUGAGAAUACCAGAGACAUGUUUAGAGGCAUAAAGAGAGAUAAGAAAAGUGUUAGAGGAAAAAGGAAAUGAUAUGCAAGGGCUGCAUAUUUUAUGAAGAGUAUAGGGAAAAAAGGAAAACAAAAUAGAAGUAUAUCUUUGUUACACAUGUGAAACUGUAAGGAAGCUUAUGCUUUCAAUAAAUUGUUUGAUUAGAGUAAAAAAA